Messenger RNA from Capra hircus (goat), 1053 nucleotides. RefSeq names its product fetal and adult testis expressed 1 (gene FATE1). Gene Ontology annotation, cellular component: mitochondria-associated endoplasmic reticulum membrane contact site; endoplasmic reticulum; mitochondrial outer membrane. The record is from RefSeq and is a predicted model, not a curated record. The transcript is spliced from 5 exons. Lineage: Eukaryota; Metazoa; Chordata; Mammalia; Artiodactyla; Bovidae. Gene Ontology annotation, biological process: negative regulation of apoptotic process; negative regulation of mitochondrial calcium ion concentration. Gene Ontology annotation, molecular function: ubiquitin protein ligase binding. Bases 54 to 596 code for a protein of 180 amino acids.
CCUCCGAGCCUUGGUCCCUGUGCCUUCUUGGCCAUUGCUUACAAUUGGUGGUGAUGGCAGGAGGAGCAGUCCCUAACCUCAAGGAAAAGAUGCAAGUGCCAAAGGAUGAAGACCUGCUUCUUGGAAGCUUUAGGGAUAACCAAGAGCGCUCAGUGGCAGCAGAAAUGAAGGAGCAUAUAUCUCGGUUGCUGGGUGCUUCUCAGCGGCGACAGAAGGUGGAUCCAAAGGCUGUUGGCUCUGCUGCGGUUUGGAAUAUGGCUGCAAACCAGUCCAAGAAGGUGGGGCUGCAGCUGCGGGGAGUUGGAGUGGUGGGAGAACAAGGCGAUGGCGGUGCCCGACCCCAGGAGAAUCCUGGCGGCUCCCAGGGCAUGAGGUCCCAGUACGAGCGCCGAGAGUUAAAUACACUGGCUGAGAUUGGUCUGGAAGAGCUCAAUGAGCUGGAGAUGGAGAUCAUGAGAAGACAGCUGUUCAUGAUUACUGAGCGUCUGCGCUACCUGGAGGACCAGAGUGCCACCUGGCACCAACGGGAGGUGCUGUUAUUCACCAUGCUGCUGUCUUCCUGCAUCGCCAACCUGUGGCUGUGGAUGCGCCAGUGAUGUUUCCUGCCGGUCCGCCGUGCAGCUAGAGCCCUUCAGUCUUCCCUUUCUUCCCUUCUCUCCCUCAGCCACCUCUGCCCAUCCUCCUUCUAACUUUCAGCAGCCUUCAACAGCAUCGCCACCAUUUUCCACCUCUGCCCGAGGGAGGCCCUAGCUGCUGGGAGGUGGAGGAAGUAUAGAAUCGCGAAGGUCAGAAUGGACUGAGAUCCAGCCUCUUUGCAGGGAGAGGAUGGUGGUUUCCAGUCCCCACAGUAACAGCAGUGGUAGGUGCUUCCUCCUUCCCUGUCAGGGCUCCAUGGUGACCAUCUUGGAGCUAGACCUUGCCUCUGGGCCCUCAGUGUCUCUUCUGUUCCAUCCUUGGCAGGGGCUUGGCUGUGUCUUCCCUGUUUUCUUCAAGGUUGUGCUCAGGGCUCUGCACACAGAAUAUUCUCAAUAAAAGUUCAGUUAUAGCAGCAAA